GUUUCCAGAUGACGGGGCCCUGCACUGUGAACGUAUAACAUCUGCUCUACACGGAGGAGACCAAGGAUGCGCGUCCUCGCUCUUCUGUGGACCAUCGGGCUUCUGUUGAAAGAGACGCGAGCCUGGGGAUACAAGAACGGCAUAUUUCACAACUCGAUAUGGCUGGAGCAAGCAGCUGGAGUGUACCACAGGGAAUCACGCAAAGGGAGAUACCAGCUGACUUAUAAAGAGGCCAAGGCUGUCUGCAAGUUUGAAGGAGGAAAGUUGGCCACCUACAAACAACUGGAGGCUGCACGUCAAAUAGGUUUUCACGUGUGCGCGGCUGGCUGGUUUGACAAAGGGCGUGUCGGCUACCCCAUUGUAAAAGCUGGUGCCAACUGCGGCUUUGGUAAAGUCGGCAUCGUCGACUAUGGGUACAGGCUAAACAAAAGCGAGAGAUGGGACGUGUACUGCUACAACCCAGACUCCAAGGAGUGUGGCGGGGUGCUGACAGACCAGCAAAGGACCAUUCAGUCCCCUGGGUUUCCAGAGGAGUACCAGGAUGAGCAAAUCUGCUACUGGCACAUCCGUGUACGCUACGGCCAGAGGCUGCGCCUGCAUUUCCUGGAGUUUGAUGUGGAGGACGACACAGCAUGUUUGUCUGACUACCUGGAGGUCUACGACAGCUACGAUGACAUCUCGGGCUUUGUUGGGAGGUUCUGUGGCGAUUAUUUACCAGAUGACAUUACUAGCACAGGAAAUGUGAUGACGUUAAAGUUUCUCUCUGAUGCCUCUGUGACGGCCGGGGGAUUCCAGCUACAAUACAUCGCCUUUAAUGCCUCUCUCUUCUCACAGAACGACACCAACUGUUGCACUUAACCAAUGGUUUGACUCUAUUUCACUCAUUUUACUGUCUAUAAAGUUCUUCUCUCACUUUUAUCGUUGAUGCUGCUUCAUAGUUGAUAGAAUGGAUAAUAUUACAAUUAAUAAAGGUUACACCAUUGUGUUCAAAUUCAUGAAUCAUA
Molecule: messenger RNA, 1004 nt
Organism: Lampris incognitus (smalleye Pacific opah)
Lineage: Eukaryota; Metazoa; Chordata; Actinopteri; Lampriformes; Lampridae
Gene: tnfaip6
Product: tumor necrosis factor, alpha-induced protein 6
Exons: 6
Coding region: 67-858 (263 amino acids)
Biological process (GO): negative regulation of inflammatory response; cell adhesion
Molecular function (GO): hyaluronic acid binding
Source: RefSeq, a predicted model, not a curated record